UCUAUCUCUCUUCCCCCCACCGAAGCUAAAGCCCAAAGAGCGGCAGCAGCAGAGCAUGGAUUUCUUCCUCUACCUGGGUUUCCUCUCCUAUCUGACUGGUAUCUCUGUCCGGGCAGAAAGCGCACUAUGCCCCACUGGUUGGGAAGUGGGCCCCAAUAAGAGCAAGUGCUUUGGAUAUAUAGAGAAAUCUGACUCUUGGGAUGGGUCGGAGGCUACUUGUCAGGGCUAUCGUGGUCAUUUGGCAGCACUGACGUCAGUUCAGGAAUUGAAUUUUGCUCAGAAGCUCUGCAUCGAUAAAGUCAAUGGCUGCUGGGUUGGAGGACGAGGCUUCAAUUCUACAAUUGGAUUUAGCUGGAAAUGGUCUGAUAAUGUGUCGAGUUGGAAUGAGUCAGUCUUCCCAGGGGCACCAUUUCACUUCGACUGCAACAAUGCCUCAUGCCACAAUAUUAAUUCAGUCAAUUCAUGUACACUGGUGACUAAUGGCCGUGCAGCUCUUGUUGGUGAGAGAUGUAAUACGUCUCACGAGUUCAUAUGCAUGCUCGAUAUAGAAAACAAAUGUUACCACAUGCGCUGCCACAAGGAGUAUCUCAUAAUCCUUGCAGUUGUUAGUGGGUUGAUCCUCUCCACUACACUAGCUGUUGUGAUUUGGCUCCUUGCAUAUAGGCGCAGUAAGAAACGCAGAAGGUCACGGAAAGUAUCUAGUCCAUCAUCAGCUGCGUUAGUUCCUCCAUCAUGGAAAGUCUUCACCAAAGAAGAGCUUAGGUCGAUUACAAAGAAUUUUAGUGAAGGAAACCGGCUUCUUGGAAAUGCCAAGACAGGAGGCACAUACAGCGGGCUAUUGCCUGAUGGAUCAAGAGUAGCAGUGAAGAGACUGAAGAGGUCCAGUUUUCAGAGGAAAAAGGAAUUUUAUUCUGAGAUUGGAAGAGUUGCAAGGCUUCAUCAUCCCAAUCUCGUGGCCGUGAAAGGAUGUUGCUAUGAUCACGGUGAUCGCUAUAUCGUUUAUGAGUUUGUUGCAAAUGGGCCCUUGGACCGAUGGCUUCAUCACAUCCCAAUGGGCGGCAGAAGCUUGGAUUGGGCAAUGAGAAUGAGAGUUGCCACGACACUUGCACAAGGAAUUGCCUUCCUGCAUGACAAGGUGAAACCGCAUGUUGUACACAGAGAUAUCCGUGCAGACAAUGUACUUCUCAAUGAAGAGUUUGAGGCCCACCUCAUGGGUGUGGGCCUUUCAAAGUUUGUUCCAUGGGAAGUGAUGCAUGAACGGACUGUAAUGGCUGGCACCCAUGGAUACUUGGCUCCAGAAUUCGUGUACAGGAAUGAACUCACAACAAAAAGUGAUGUUUACAGUUUUGGUGUGCUGCUGCUGGAAAUCGUUAGUGGGCGUAGGCCUGCACGGGCAGUCGAAUCUGUGGGUUGGCAGAGUAUAUUUGAAUGGGCUACCCCACUGGUUCAGUCCCACAGGUACCCGGAACUUUUGGAUCCACUCAUUUCCGACAUUCCUGAAGUUGGGGUGAUACAGAAGGUGGUGGACCUUGUUUAUGCUUGCACGCAGCACGUCCCAUCAGUGCGGCCGAGGAUGUCGCAUGUGGUCCAUCAGCUGCAACAGUUGGGAUUGAGAACAGCCUCUGAACAGGCUAGAAGCGCGACAAGCUCAACUUCUGGGUCUAGAAUGUCGCCACUGCAGGUGGAGUCCAUUCUCUGAGGUAGCUUCAGUUUUAGAACUUGGCUUAGUCCAAACCUUCUAUUACUACAAUUAUAAAUGUUAUCUGUAUCAUGUACUGCCAAGCUGUGUUACUCUCAAAUUUAUCAUUAACCCAACAUGUAUUCUGCUUUUUCC
Messenger RNA from Magnolia sinica, 1834 nucleotides. RefSeq names its product C-type lectin receptor-like tyrosine-protein kinase At1g52310. The record is from RefSeq and is a predicted model, not a curated record. Gene Ontology annotation, biological process: protein phosphorylation. Lineage: Eukaryota; Viridiplantae; Streptophyta; Magnoliopsida; Magnoliales; Magnoliaceae. Gene Ontology annotation, molecular function: protein tyrosine kinase activity; ATP binding. The coding region runs from base 56 to 1699 and encodes 547 amino acids. The transcript has 4 exons.